Molecule: messenger RNA, 348 nt
Organism: Prunus armeniaca (apricot)
Lineage: Eukaryota; Viridiplantae; Streptophyta; Magnoliopsida; Rosales; Rosaceae
Source: the annotation of a GenBank genome assembly
AUGAGUGGCAUGGGAGAAAUUGAUGCAAGAGAGAUUGCUCUUGUAAUGCAGCGCAAGCCUUUGAAGGAUGAGGUUCCAGUUCAGCUCCUACUUCACGACUCUCUUUCCACAAACCCAUUCUCUCCCUUCUUUCUCCUUCAAACUUCUUUCUACCAUAACUUUCACUCUACAACUCCAAUUCUUGUGCCGCUUUCACCUUUAGGAUUGUAUGAACGAGCUCUACAAGAUAAGUGUGUUUUGGGAGAAUGGUGGUCACUACUACGCAGCUCAUUGAAGGUUGAGGAUUACUUUGGAGCUGUUAAGGUGAAGAAUCUACCUUGGGCUGAACCUACAGAGAACUCAGAGUAA